AUGACUGGCCCCAAACCCCUCUUCAAGAUUGAGGGCGAUUGCUCCACUAUCCACAGCAAUACCCUCUACGUCUAUUCGCCGGAAGGCUUUGCAUCGAUACCUCUCGAAGAAAAUAAGGGAUGGCAUAAACUCCCUUCCCCAGAUCACAAGGUUACUGGCCCUGCCUGUGUUCAAAGCGGAAGCGGCGAAGACGAAGAUUAUUUUUAUCUGGUCGGCGGGACCGGCUCCCCCGACUCUCCUGACAACAGCGGCCUUCAACGCUUCUCGUUCAGAACAGAGAAGUGGGAGACACUACUUGGGCAAUCACAGGAGAUGAAAGACCGGACUGGGCACGGUGCCGGCUACAUCCCCUCAACUUCGGAAAUAUUGGUUUACGCAGGAAACAAAGAUGGCAGCACACAGAUAUCCCAAUCAACACUCUUCAUUUCAACACAAACCACGCCCUUUGACGUCCGUGCUGGGACCGACCAGGGCACGCCGGCGUUGUAUGAGCCCAUAAUCUUGCCUUGGAGUUCUUCCGAGGUCGCCAUGAUUGGAGGCUCUGCUACCAAUACUGCUGUCUACAUUUAUGACUCGAACAAAGGCUGGAGUAUCUCAGAGGCGACUCUUCCCUCUGCGAUUCAACCCUCGUCUCGAUGCGCGUUGGCCUCCGACGCCAGUGGCAAUACCAAGGUUCUCGAGGAGUUUACAAUGAUCGCUUCACCCAACACGGCAACUAGCUACCUUCUGAGCUCAAAAGGAAAGAUGCAGAACCCGGUUACAGCUAUAGCGCCCUUGGAAAAGAGGGAUAUCACCGAUUCUUACAACGGAACAUUCGCCCCGACAGCAUCCUGGUCUGAUUAUACGCUUGCCCAGGGCAAUGGCUUGGUCGUUCUCGCCAGCGGCCAAAGUAACGACUCAUUGGCAAUCUUCAACCAAACUUCCAACGCAUGGGUCAACUCUACAGAGUUGUUCUAUGGAAAACCAGAUCAGCAUGUUCUGAAGCCAUCCACCACAUCAUUCACCUCAUCUACUCCGACAUCCACCACAUCUACAUCCACAUCGACCUCGACAUCGGCCUCUUCUACACCCACUUCUUCGUCGCCAGUUGUGGCUGCUGUAGGUGGUGGUCUUAGCGAUCAUGGCAAAACGAUUCUUGGCGCAACUCUUGGCAGCGUUCUGGGCUUUGGCUUGAUCCUGCUCAUCAUUCUUUUACUAUUGCGACGCGAGAGGAAGAAGAGACAGGUAGCCAAAUCCGGCGGUAGUGGCGAUAACAAAGACCGCCUCAGCUUCCAGGAUCAGGGCAUAGAACCCCUGACCGAAGGUGCUUACCCCAUGGCAAGAUCUCCUGUCCCACUCGCUGCUGCUUCGACCGAUUCAUUGGCUAUCAUGUCCGGCAACUACAAGGGGGAGAAAUCCCUCAAGCCACCAGGUGCUACGGGCUAUGGAUUGUCUCCUCAGCCAAAGGCCAGCAGUCCACUCUCUACAAUUCCCUCCAGUGGUGUCUUGGGCGCAUCCAGCGUAUACACCGACGACACCAGCCGUGCUGGUGAUGACAGGCGUGAAAACCAGGCCGCUGACCGAAUGACUGAUGAAGGGUGGGGGAAAUACUUCGAAGACGGCGGUGCCACUAACUUCCAAUCCGACCGCUCGACCAUCAGUUCCGCAUACACCAAAUCCGAUUACCGUGGAAGCGGCUGGCCAAUGACUACCUUGACCCCAUUGAAUUUCGGUUUCCUCGAACAGCCUCAGCCACUUGGCCGUGUUUUCAGCGGCAGCCCAACCACGGAACACGGCCCCUCUGACAUGGGCAACCGAAGCCUGGUGAUCCCAGAGAGCCAGUCGGCACGCAUCUCCAGUGCGGAUUCAAUCAGUGUCGCCUCCGACGACGACCGCGAUGAUCCAAAGUGGCAAGGUGCGGGCCAGAGCAGCUGGCUUGGGCGUCCCACAAGCAGCAACUACACAGCCAGCAUCUACCAAACGAGCGCGCAGGAGAUGCCAUGGCAAUCAUCGAAUCCGAGCUUCGCGGACAAGCCAAGGCAGUCCAAUGCACGAAGAUCUAGUGUCAUCAUACCACACGAUAUCGACGAACUUCCGAUGCAAGGCCAGAAGAAUAAUACGAAUUCAGAUAUGAGCUGGCUCAAUCUCAAGGCUGAUCGUUAA
Penicillium coprophilum is the source of this 2142-nucleotide messenger RNA. RefSeq lists its product as uncharacterized. The record is from RefSeq and is a predicted model, not a curated record. Gene Ontology annotation, molecular function: protein binding. The transcript has a single exon. NCBI's taxonomy places the organism in Eukaryota, Fungi, Ascomycota, Eurotiomycetes, Eurotiales, Aspergillaceae. The coding region runs from base 1 to 2142 and encodes 713 amino acids.